Microbotryum saponariae is the source of this 943-nucleotide messenger RNA. The record is from the annotation of a GenBank genome assembly. NCBI's taxonomy places the organism in Eukaryota, Fungi, Basidiomycota, Microbotryomycetes, Microbotryales, Microbotryaceae.
AUGGACAUGUCACAUGGAUCUAGUAGUGGGCCUACCACCGCUGCAUCGUGUCAGGUAAGUUACUCUUGGCACUUGGUUUUGGACUGCCACCACCAACGACUUUUUCUCACCGCGCUUCUUUGGAUGCGUCUUCGAUCCCCGGCGUUUCACUGACUACCUCGAUUCUGUAUUGGCCUCGUCAGAUGAGCAUGCUCUGGAACUGGUACACCAUCGAUUUCUGCUUCCUCUCCGAACAAGCGCACAUUCGUUCGGUCGGAGCUUUCGUCGGGGCCAUUGUCGGCGUCGUCGUCAGCGUCAUUGCCCUCGAGGCCUUACGUCGUCUAAGCCGCGAUUAUGAUCGUCAAAUCAAGCGUUCGUUCCACGCGAGUUUGGCGCAGAUCCAGUCGGAUUCGAGUAUCAAGGAUGAGCUGCCUGCGGUGCCUUUGUUCCGGUCAGUUUUUUCCCGAGUAAAGCUUUAGCGAUUCACAAAAGUAAUCAGGGAAGUGGUUCCGAACAGACCUACUUUCUCACAACACUUGGUUCGAUCGAUUUUCUACGCGAUUCAGUUUGGCACCGCUUGUAGGUGCUGGCGUCGGUUGGACGCCCGUCCUGGGAACUGUGAACUGACCACUCGUCUCGACAUCUUCUCUCCGGCUGUUCGACCGAUCAGACAUUCUCAGUAAGUCUUAGCUACCCCACUCACUGAAGACAAUGGGUCUGACACUAUAAAUGGUUUUCUCAUUACACAGUGCUCUUGGGAAUGACUUACAACGGCUACAUCCUCUUCGCCAUCUUCUUUGGAGGUUUUGUCGGCUACUUGCUCUGCGCCGUGAGUCGGCGAGAUCGAUCUUCCUCAUUUAACAUCUUCAUACUGACAGUCGUGGUAAAUUCGCUCAAAUAGCGUGACACUGCGACCGACCAUGGUGACGAUUCUCCCGCCGGUCGUGGUGAAUGCUGUGCCUGA